AUGCUUCUAGGUGUUGAAGUAUGUGCUGAAAUAAUUAUAGGUGAUAUUAUAAGAGGUCCUCUUGGUUCUCCAUGUGCACUAAAUACAAAACUAGGCUGGAUACUCUUUGGAAACAUUGCACAGCACAUAGCUUCAGAGGAAUUUGUGGUCACUCAUCAUCAUGUUGAUGUAGAAAAUAUGUUGAAGAAAAUGUGGGAAAUAGAAACUUCUGACAAAAAUGAAUACACUAAAGAAGAAAAAUUAUGUGAAGACUUAUACAAUUCAUCAUAUUAUAGAACAAAAGAUGGAAGAUACAUCGUACAAUUACCAAAGAAGACAGCAACUCUAUUAUCAACAGAAGGAGAAACACGAAAUAUAGCUAUGAAAAGAUUGCAGAUGUUAGAAAAGCGUUUUACCAAAGAUUUGAAAUUAAAGAAUGAAUAUAUCAAGGUUAUAAACGAAUAUUUAGAGAAUAAUCAUAUGGAAGAAGUCCCAAAUAAUGAAAUAAAUAAACCUUCCGUAUAUUUACCACAUCAUCCAGUUAUACGAGAAGACAAAGAAACGACAAAAGUUAGGAUUGUAUUUGACGCCUCGUGCAAGGGAACCAAUAAUGUUUCCAUUAAUGAUGAGUUGUUAGUAGGACCUCAAUUACAGGAACAUAUGCGGAAAAUUAUAAUCAGAUGGCGAUUAAAAAGAAUAUGUUUUGUCGCUGAUAUUCAACAAAUGUAUCGUCAAAUUUUAGUAACUCAAGAGGAUGCCGAUUUCCAAAGAUUACUUUCGCGUGAAAACUCGGAUGAACCCGUAAAGGACUAUCGCCUUCUUCGAGUAACGUUUGGAACUUCUUGUGCUCCUUAUUUGGCGGUAAAAACACUACAUCAAGUCGCCAAUGAUGAAGGUGAAUCCAAUCCUGAAGCUGCAAACAUUAUCAAACAUAACUUUUUUAUAGAUGACUUAAUGUCUGGUAGAGAUACAGUAGAAGAUUCUAUAAACAUAGCGAAAGAAAUAAAACAUAUUUUAGAAAAGGGUGGUUUCAAAUUGCAAAAGUGGGCUUCAAAUAGCGCUAAAUUCUUAAAUGAAUUUGAACUAUCAGAACGAAGUAGUCAUGUCAAUAUCAAUAUCAGGGUCGACGGAACAAUCCGAGCACUCGGUCUUGUCUGGAACAUGGGGAACGACCAAUUCCAAUACGAUUUUCAGUUGCCUCUUAGUCCUGAAACAAUAACAAAAGGACAAUCUUAG
Molecule: messenger RNA, 1215 nt
Organism: Vanessa tameamea
Lineage: Eukaryota; Metazoa; Arthropoda; Insecta; Lepidoptera; Nymphalidae
Exons: 1
Coding region: 1-1215 (404 amino acids)
Source: RefSeq, a predicted model, not a curated record